Messenger RNA from Arachis duranensis, 372 nucleotides. RefSeq lists its product as uncharacterized. Bases 1 to 372 code for a protein of 123 amino acids. The transcript has a single exon. The record is from RefSeq and is a predicted model, not a curated record. Lineage: Eukaryota; Viridiplantae; Streptophyta; Magnoliopsida; Fabales; Fabaceae.
AUGACACUAGAAAAAGCCCUCUGCGAUCUAGGUGCUAGUAUCAACUUAAUGCCCCUCUCAAUGAUGAGAAAGCUUGCCAUAGAAGAAAUCAAACCCACCAGGAUGUCAUUGGUGAUGGCUGAUAGAUCAAUCAAGACACCCAAUGGAGUUGUGGAAAAUCUAUUAGUGAACAUUGGAGAAUUUAUCUUCCCUGCAGACUUUGUGAUUUUGGACAUAGAAGAGGAAGGAAACAACUCAAUUAUCUUGGGAAGACCGUUUCUAGCCACAGCAAGAGCUAUUAUCGACGUGGAAAAGGGGGAAAUGAUCUUCAGGGUGCACAAUGAGCAAAUGAUCAUCAAUAUUUUCAAAUCAAUGCAACAUCCCCCUGAGUAA